This is a messenger RNA of Cornus florida, 2115 nucleotides long. RefSeq lists its product as uncharacterized. The record is from RefSeq and is a predicted model, not a curated record. The coding region runs from base 1 to 2115 and encodes 704 amino acids. Gene Ontology annotation, molecular function: protein dimerization activity. Lineage: Eukaryota; Viridiplantae; Streptophyta; Magnoliopsida; Cornales; Cornaceae. The transcript has 3 exons.
AUGGUGAAGCCAAAAAGAACUAUUGAUUGUUUUUUUCAAAAAAAUGAUGUGCCUUCCGUGGCUUCCGCCUCUAAUGUCGAUGUUUCGAUUCAUGAUAACCAGCAUCCUUCAAAAUCUCUAAGAGUUGAACAUACAAAAGUUGAUCCUACCUUUUUAGAACGUGAUCCAGGAUUACGUCGUCAAAUAUGGGAUUAUCCUGUUGACGAACGUGAUGAAGUUCGACGAGCUUAUAUCAAAGCGAAACCAUAUCAAAUUGUGCUUUCAGUAUAUCCGCUUUCUGGAUCGGAAAAGCAUCGUCGUCGAUUUCAAUCAUCUUGGUUUAAAUUAUUUCCUACCUGGUUAGAGUAUUCUCCUUCAAAGGAUGCUGCAUAUUGCUUACCUUGCUUUCUUUUUGGAGCGAAACCAACGGGGCGUCCUGGAACCAAUGCAUUUACUAGUGAAGGAUUUCGAAGUUGGAAGAAAGUUAAUGAUGGCAAUAGAGGGCAUGAUGAAUCCCUUCAAUCAAGUAAUCAAGGCAAUUUCAUUGAAAUGGUAAAGGCUUUUGCGUCAUAUAAUGAUGAUGUCGCUAGAAUUGUUCUUGAAAAUGCUCCAAAAAAUGCCAAGUAUACCUCACCACAAAUUCAAAAGGAGAUUUUGCAUAUUGUUUCUAGAAAAGUGAGAAGUAAGAUUCGUGAAGAUAUCAGCGAUGCCAAGUUUUGUAUUCUUGUUGAUGAAGCUCGUGAUGAAUCUAAAAGAGAGCAAAUGGCUCUCGUUUUAAGAUACGUCGAUAAGGAUGGUUUUUUACAAGAACGUUUUUUUGAUCUUGUGCAUGUCAAAGAUACAACUUCAUUGAAUUUAAAAAAGGAUCUUUGUGCGGUUCUUUCUCACUAUAAUCUUGAUAUUCACAAUCUCCGAGGUCAAGGUUAUGAUGGUGCUAGCAAUAUGCGUGGUGAAUGGAAUGGUUUGCAAGCAUUAUUUUUUAAUGAUUGUCCUUAUGCAUAUUAUGUGCAUUGCCUAGCUCACCGACUACAACUAGCAUUAGUUGCCGCAUCUAGAGAAGUAAUCGUUGUCCAUCAAUUCUUUUCAAACUUGAACUUCAUUAUCAAUAACAUCGGAGCUUCUUGCAAACGAACUGAUGAAUUACAUUCUGCUCAAGUUAUGGAAAUUGCCCAUUUGAUUGAUCUUGAUGAACUUGAAACCGGUCGAGGAGCUAAUCAGAUUGGUAACUUACAACGACCUGGAGAUACUCGUUGGAGCUCCCAUUUUGAUUCUGUUUGUAGUUUGAUAAGGUUAUUUGGUCCAACAUGUUCAGUUCUUAACAACCUUGUUGAAGAUGGAUGUAAUUACAAGAUCCGGGGAGAUGCUGAUACUGCCUUUAAUACUCUUAGAUCAUUUCAGUUUGUGUUUAUUUUGCAUUUGAUAAAAGAUAUCAUGGGAAUAACUAAUAUCCUUUGUCAAGCUUUGCAACAAAAAGAUCAAGACAUCGUAAAUGCUAUGCAAUUGGUUUUGAGUACAAAACAAAUCAUUCUGAAAUUGAGAGAAAAUGGUUGGAACAAGUUACUUGAUAUUGUUAAAUCAUUUUGUGAGUGCCACAACAUUGAUGUGCCUGAUUUAAGUGAGUUGAAUAACAGAUUUAGUGAAAAGGCAAUGAAACUUGUUACUCUCAGCUCAGCUUUGGAUCCUAGAGAUGGUUACAAGUUCUUUAACGUUGAAGACAUUUGCACGCUUGUAGAUGAAUUUUAUCCUCAAGAUUUCACGGACCAAGAGAGAAUUAUGUUGACAUUCCAAUUGCAACAUUAUGAGGUUGAAAUGCCUGUUCAUUCAUAUUUGAAAAAUAUGUCAACGAUUUCUGAACUAUGUAGAGAAUUAGUGGAAACAAAGAAGUCAAAAAUCUACUUUUUGAUUGAUAGGUUGAUUCGUCUUGUCUUGACUCUUCCCGUUUCCACGGCAACUAUAGAAAGGGCAUUUUCAACUAUGAAACUUUUCAAAACACAACUGCGCAACAGGAUGGAGGAUGAGUUUCUUGCAGAUUACUUGAGUGUCAGUAUUGAAAAAGAAAUUGCUCAGACUUUUAGUACAGAUUCAAUUAUAGAUGAUUUUUCUUCUCUAAAAGAUCGUCGAGCUCAGCUUUUGUAG